UAAAAAAUAGUGUUGAUGCCCCACUAUUUCACGAGAUGCUAUAUAAAGUUCUUUAAAGAUUUUGGAGUUCAGUGUGGUUUUGGAUUUUUAGCGAUGCAUUUAAAAAAUUGGCCUUCAUGGUGCUUUCUUUUGGUACUGACGACUUUAAAGACCGAAGCUGCGGACGAUGACUACAACAUUUUGCACAGAGAUGGCUCGUUUGAAUUCGGAUACGACAACCCGAAUUCUUACCACCAUGCUGCAGGGAAUAGAAAUAAUGUAGUCAGGGGCGAAUUCGGGGGUAGAAACCCUGGAACGGGACGAAUAGACUCGACUCAGUACACUGCAGGUCCUAGAGGCUAUAGACCAAGGGGUAAAAAUGUGCACAGGAAAUUUGAUCUCAACCAGAACGGUCCAAGACCAGUCGGGUCAAGAGAUGACCCUUAUUUUGACCCUUAUGAGGACCCAAGUUACAGUUUUGAAUUUAAAACUAGGACUUACAACCGCCAAGAGAAUGCCAAUAGGGUUGGGGAUGUUAAUGGGAGGUAUAAUUUUAUUGACGAUGUGGGGGAAAUACACAAUGUUGAGUACAUUGCGGGAAAAAAUAUCGGGUUUCAUGUCAAGACACCGUAUCCUGAUUCCAAUCCAAGGGCGUAUUAUGGACGUUUGUACUAUAGAGGGAGGGGGAAACCUAUUCCAAGAGGGAGGACUUCUAUUCAAAGGGGUCUGGAUGGGAGCUACAGAUUUGUUUCAGCUGGACCUGAUCAAAGACGUACCGAAACAAGUGAUUCAUCAGGCCAUGUCCGUGGUUCCUACACAUACCUCGACGAUAAAGGCGUUCAACACUCCGUACACUACAUUGCCGGCCCGGAAACCGGUUAUAGAGUCCUCAAAAACGUAAAAGGACCACACCUCCCAACAAUCUAUCCUUUUGGACGCCCCGAAAUCAUCCCACCUGAUUUUUACGAUUACAUCAAAGACGAUGUCUUUGACACCGCAGCUAGUGGCCCCAUCAACAACAUAGGAGGUGGUGGUUCCCGACCAAAUAAAGAAGAACAACCCCAAAAACCAGGAGAAGAAGACAAGGGACCUUCAGUGGAAAAUAAUGAUGACUCGUUCGGUGCACCAUCUGGUGCUUCGGAACGCCCAUCUUCAGGGGGAGAUUUAAGACCCCCAGUUGGGGGCACCCGCCCACCUAGACCCCCACCUGGGGGUGAUUUUGACGAUGGUGAUGGAGGAGAUGACGAUUUUGAAGGUGAAUUAUUUGGGCCUUCUGCUGGAGGUUCUAAACCUAAACCGUCCCGACCUACGAAACCAUCGAGACCUUUUGGUGGUUCCAGCGGAGGUGGAGGAGUCACUAGACCUCCGUUUGGAGACACCAGUGGAGGUGGGGGAGUUACUGGACCCCCCUUUGGUGCUGGGGGAAGUACUAGACCUCCGUUCCAAGCUGGAGGAGCUGUUCGACCUCCAAGACCUGACGAUGGUUCCUACAAGCCCGAUUUUGGCGAUACUGGAGAUGAUGGUUCCUACAUACCACCUGGAGAUGUUAACCAGGACGAUGGAAGUUACAAACCUGGGUUAGACGAAUCGGAAGCUCCACGUCCAGGGCUUGGACGGCCUCCUGGGGGAGAUUCCUACGACUAUGAUGAUACCAACGGUUUGUUUGGGAGCGAGUCCAACUCGCGCCCACCUCUGGGGGGUGGUGGGAGACCUCCAGUGAUCCAAAUUCAAGGUGGGGGCAAUGGAGGGCCUUGUGAGAGAUGUCAAGGCACAAUUGUUACAAAUGUGGGAGAUAAGCUUUUUUCGGUACCUCCUGGAGUUUCUGUAAGGGCUCAUGUCCAGUCGAUUGAUUUGUUACCGUUAGUGUCAAAGGUUCCUUCCCCCAGUGAGCAAUACAAUGAGGAGAUGAGUAUCAAAACUGAGCAACUGAAUUCAGCAGCUAGUGAUGUGGUUAGUAGUAACAGUACUGUUACAGAAAGUAGUAAAUUGACAACGACCGUAACUGUACCAACAACUACCACAAGUGCAGGGACAGAAGCAACAACGAUUAACGAAUAAUUUAUUUAAAUAAUUAUAUAUUUUUGUAAUAUAUUGUAUCUGAUUACAAGUACUAAUAAAGCUGUUUUUUAAAUUAA
Messenger RNA from Tribolium castaneum (red flour beetle), 2114 nucleotides. It is a transcript of the gene Cpr73D, whose product is annotated as Cuticular protein 73D. Gene Ontology annotation, cellular component: chitin-based extracellular matrix. Bases 16 to 2037 code for a protein of 673 amino acids. NCBI's taxonomy places the organism in Eukaryota, Metazoa, Arthropoda, Insecta, Coleoptera, Tenebrionidae. The transcript has 3 exons. Gene Ontology annotation, molecular function: structural constituent of chitin-based larval cuticle. The record is from RefSeq and is a predicted model, not a curated record.